AAUGCACAAUCACUGUUUUGUUUGGUUUUAAGUAUAGACGAUAACAACUCAAAUUUCACAAAAUGUUAGCGUAUAGAUUUAUUCCGUUGCUGAUGAUUGUUAUUCUGUAUCUACGGAUAAGCGAGGGCUGUAGAUGUGGAAUAAUAGGAGAAAAGGCACGCUUCUGUUACGCCCAAUCCGCCAUUAUUGGCACCGUAAUCCAGGAGAGGAGGCCUGACACUGAGAAUAUAGUCUACACCAUUUGGGUACAGCGUAAUAUGAAGCCAGUGAAGAUACAUUCAGUGAUACCGAUUGAAGUUCAUACUUCGUCAGUUUCAUCUAUGUGUGGUGCACAGCUGGAAGUGGGCAAAACUUACCUUCUAGCAGGUGGAUUGCAUGAAGGUGUCCAUUCCCUUAGCGUCUGUCACAUAAGCCGCGAGAUGUCUCUUCUUGAAGCCUGGAAUUACGUGGCCCCUACCUGUUCAAUUAAAAAAAUGAUGAGAUAAUCUGUCGUAUAGUGCAGAUGAAGACUUAAAUUAUUGAAAAGUAAUACAUUGUUGUCUUUUGUGUAACAUGUAUUUGCGUGAAACUAUUAAAAGCAUUGAACGAGCUGA
This is a messenger RNA of Mya arenaria, 593 nucleotides long. RefSeq lists its product as uncharacterized. The coding region runs from base 63 to 485 and encodes 140 amino acids. Gene Ontology annotation, biological process: negative regulation of endopeptidase activity; negative regulation of membrane protein ectodomain proteolysis. NCBI's taxonomy places the organism in Eukaryota, Metazoa, Mollusca, Bivalvia, Myida, Myidae. Gene Ontology annotation, cellular component: extracellular matrix. Gene Ontology annotation, molecular function: metalloendopeptidase inhibitor activity; protease binding. The transcript is spliced from 4 exons. The record is from RefSeq and is a predicted model, not a curated record.